Capsella rubella is the source of this 1225-nucleotide messenger RNA. RefSeq names its product transcription factor bHLH82. The record is from RefSeq and is a predicted model, not a curated record. The transcript has 5 exons. Gene Ontology annotation, cellular component: nucleus. Bases 1 to 897 code for a protein of 298 amino acids. Lineage: Eukaryota; Viridiplantae; Streptophyta; Magnoliopsida; Brassicales; Brassicaceae. Gene Ontology annotation, biological process: regulation of transcription by RNA polymerase II. Gene Ontology annotation, molecular function: protein dimerization activity; RNA polymerase II cis-regulatory region sequence-specific DNA binding; DNA-binding transcription factor activity, RNA polymerase II-specific.
AUGGAGAAUGGGAAUGGAGAAGGUAAGGGAGAGUUCAUAAACCAAAACAAUGACUUCUUCCUUGAUUCCAUGUCAAUGCUCUCUUCUCUCCCUCCUUGCUGGGAUCCAUCUCUUCCUCCUCCUCCUCCGCCACCAAACUCUCUCUUCCAUGCUCUCUCCGUCGACACCCCUUUCCCUGACCAGUUCCAUCACCCUCAGGAGUCAGGUGGUCCAACAAUGGGGAGCCAAGAAGGGCUGCAGGCACAAGGGACUGUCUCGACCACGAGCGCACCUGUUGUUCGACAAAAGCCAAGGGUGCGAGCCAGGAGAGGCCAAGCUACUGAUCCUCACAGCAUUGCUGAAAGGCUAAGGAGAGAACGCAUCGCAGAGCGUAUGAAGUCUCUCCAAGAACUGGUUCCUAACACCAACAAGACUGAUAAGGCAUCGAUGCUUGACGAGAUCAUCGAGUAUGUUAGGUUCCUUCAGCUUCAAGUCAAAGUACUAAGCAUGAGUAGAUUGGGAGGUGCAGGUGCAGCUGGUCCACGCCUCAAUGGUCUCUCCGCCGAGACAGGAGGAAGGCUCAAUGCUCUCACUUCACCGUGCAAUGUUGUAAACGGGAGCGGAAACGCUACUGGAUCAUCAAACGAGAGCCUAAGGUCAACAGAACAGAGGGUAGCAAAACUGAUGGAAGAAGACAUGGGAUCAGCAAUGCAGUAUCUUCAAGGGAAGGGGCUUUGCUUAAUGCCCAUCUCUCUAGCAACUGCGAUAUCAUCCUCAACCACUCACUCUCGUGGAUCUCUCUUCAACCCCAUCUCCAAUCCCGUAGCAGCAGAGGAUGCAAAUGUAGCAACAGCAGCAAUUGCUGCACCUGAAGCCUCCUCGACUAUGGAUGACGUACCUGCUGCCUCCAAGGCCUGAACCAUAGGGAUACUCUCAUGUGCCUCAUCUUCUCAGUUUAAGUCAAACAUUCAUAUCCAUAUCAUUUUACUUUUUUCACUGUUAAGCAUGAAUAAUAUAAAACAGUUACACAAAGAACAUAACCGACAAGACAAGAACACUCGUAUACGCCUAUACGUGUGUUGCUGGUGGGACCGUAAGGUAAGAGACAUGCGUCCCACUACCUUCCCAAAUCAUUCUUUGUCAACGUGUUCUGUAACUAUAAUGUCUUAAACAUUGUUUGCUCAAUCGUGGAACUUAUAUAGUCUUAUAAUAUUCAAGUUGAAGCUUUCCACUCUCUUAUAAACUA